This is a messenger RNA of Vigna angularis (adzuki bean), 2160 nucleotides long. RefSeq lists its product as uncharacterized. Gene Ontology annotation, biological process: intracellular signal transduction. The coding region runs from base 70 to 1857 and encodes 595 amino acids. NCBI's taxonomy places the organism in Eukaryota, Viridiplantae, Streptophyta, Magnoliopsida, Fabales, Fabaceae. The transcript is spliced from 6 exons. The record is from RefSeq and is a predicted model, not a curated record.
ACAGUUUAAAUUCACCAUAGUUCCAUUUCUCUCUUCUCACUUCCACCUAGUUUUCCUUUCACUCAAACAAUGGGUUUGGAAGUAGAAGAACCAAUAACGACAGGACAAUCCACAGCACCAGAAACGAUGUCGUUGAGUUCACCGCAAAAAGUUCAAAACAACUUGACCGUUACAUCCACGCUCCCAAUCGUGCAGCCUCACGCGCUUCUCCCAAAGCCUGUGCCCCCAACCGCAGCACUCCGAAACGACGUCACCGUUUCCUCUGCAUUUGGCAAGUUCUUUCACCAGCGCCGCCAUGAGCUGUCGUCUGCAAUCUCGCGAGGGAUCUCCACUCUUAAGCACCAAACCGACGAUGCUUUGAAGAAGAACAAGAACGAAGGCGUGACAGAGUUCAACCUCUCUGGACUGAAAAUCUUUGUCGCGGUAAAAAAGAACGCACCGUUCUCACAGCGCCGCAUCAGCUUCUUCUCGCGCUCAAACUGCAGAGAGUGCAGCGCAGUGCGGAGCUUCUUCAGAGAGAGAGCGCUGAGGUUCGUGGAGAUAAAUGUGGACGUGUUCACGGAACGGGAUAAGGAAUUGAGGGAGAGAACGGGGAGCACGACGGUGCCGAAGAUUUUCUUUGGAGAAAAGCUGAUAGGAGGGCUGGUGGAGCUCAACGCACUGCGGAAGGACGGCAACAAGGAGUUGGAGAGGCAAUUGAAAGACGCAGAAGGAGAGGGGCCGGCGGCUCCGGUGUACGGGUUCGAUGAAGCGGCGGAGGAAACAGUGAAGGAAGAAGCGGCUGAGGAGACUUUGAAGGUAGUUAAGGUUUUGAGGCAGAGGUUGCCAAUUCAGGACAGGGUGUUGAAAAUGAAGAUUGCGAGGAACUGCUUUGCAGGGAGCGAGUUGGUGGAGUUUCUGGUUCGCCACCAUGGCUACGCUCCUACCAAGGCUGUUGAGAUUGGAAAACAGUUAUGCAAGAAGCACUUCAUCCAUCAUGUUUUCGGGGAAAAUGAUUUCGAGGAGGGAAACCACUUCUAUAGAUUCAUUGAGCACGAACCCUUAAUCUCCAAAUGCUUUAACUUCCGUGGUGCCACGUAUGAUAGUGAACCGAAGGCUGCAGCUGCAGUGUGUGAUAGGCUCACCAAGAUUAUGUGUGCUAUUCUUGAGUCUUAUGCUUCUGAAGACAGGAAACGUAUUGAUUAUCUGGCCAUUAGCAAAAGUGAAGAAUUUCGUAGGUAUGUAAACAUGACCCAAGAUCUGCAGCGGGUGAAUCUAUUGGAACUAUCAGAAAACGAGACACUUGCCUUCUUCUUAAAUUUGUACAAUGCUAUGAUCAUCCAUGCUGUCAUUAGAGUCGGGUGUCCUGAAGGUGUGAUUAAUAGGAGAUCCUUCUCUGAGUUCCAUUACUUGAUUGGAGGGCAUCCUUAUUCUCUUAGUGCUAUUAAAAAUGGAAUCCUCAGAAGCAAUCGGAGGUCACCAUACUCCUUAAUCAAGCCCUUUGGCUCAGGAGACAGGCGCUUAGAGCUUGCUCUUGUAAAAAUGAAUCCGUUAGUUCACUUUGGCCUUUGUAAUGGCACGAAGUCGAGCCCAAAGGUGAGGUUUUUCUCACCCUAUAGAGUAGCAGAAGAGUUGAGAUGUGCAGCUAGAGAGUUUUUUGAGAAUGAUGGAAUUGAAGUGGACUUGGAGAAGAGAACGAUUCAUCUCACUCCAAUUUUCAAGUGGUACUCUGGGGAUUUCGGACAAGAGAAGAACAUGUUAAAGUGGAUAAUAAAUUACUUGGAUGCAAAUAAAGCUGGUCUUUUGACACAUCUCUUAGGUGAUGGUGGCCAUGCUAAUGUCUCUUACAUGAGUUAUGAUUGGUCAAUAAAUUACUGAGUAGUUGGGAACCGUUAUUUGUUCUGCAUAUAUCUCAAUUUUUAAUUUAUUAGAGUGUAUGAAAGAAAGACUUUGAUUGAUAUUGAUACCAAAUCUGAGUGUAGAUGAGAUAUUACUUAUAUAGACCGUACAAUUUGUAAACCAAAAUCUGGUGAAAAAUGGUCAUAUUUGUAUCUGUGAAAGAAGGAGCAUCUAGAUGACCGACCAACGAUUGAAUCCACGAGUUUCUACUUGGGUGAGAUUUUUACAGAAAAUGUAUCAAAGUUAAACUAUACUUAUAUAUUAUGGGUGUUCUAUAUGUUA